Molecule: messenger RNA, 3605 nt
Organism: Antrostomus carolinensis (chuck-will's-widow)
Lineage: Eukaryota; Metazoa; Chordata; Aves; Caprimulgiformes; Caprimulgidae
Gene: PALB2
Product: partner and localizer of BRCA2
Exons: 10
Biological process (GO): double-strand break repair via homologous recombination
Cellular component (GO): nucleoplasm
Molecular function (GO): protein binding; DNA binding
Source: RefSeq, a predicted model, not a curated record
GUUCUAGAGAUGCAUCUCCCAGUGCUGACAGACCUGAAACCUUGCAGUUACAGACUGAAACCUGCUCUGACCUUGACACAGAGAAAACCUCUGUCACAUUCACACAGGUCCCCGCGCUCUCCAGCGAGGUGGUCACCCAGCAGGACAGCUCACAGGCAGGCCGCAUCCAGCCUCGCCAGGAAGAACGGGGCUGGGGAAUCGUUAGGCCUGCCCAUGAGGAGAAGAAACCCCAAACCUCCAGAAGCUUGAUGAGGCUGAGGAGACGGACCAAGGCUCUGGUGUCAAAGGAAAGGGAAUCAGAGCGCGAUGUGCAGCUCAUCGAUGCUGAUGGAACGGUGAAAAAUCAAACUGCUGGUGCAGAGGAGCUUCACUCACCUGUCUUCAGGCGAAGCAGUCUCUCAAACGCUGAGGAACGUGCUCAGAGAGCAUCCAGACCGGCACUUGUGUGGGGAGAAGAAAGCAGUUUCACUCCUCCCGACGCAGCGGCAGGAGUUGUUCCAGACAGGCUCCAAGACUGUGUCCCCCCAGGGGAGCCCGAGCUGCUCCCGUGUGUGCUGAGGGGCAGCAGCGGUGUCUGGCAGCCCGAGUCCCCACCUGCUCCGGCUGCAUCUGAUGCCCGUGAGCCCACAUGGCCGUGUGCAGAGAGUGGUGACUCUGUUUCACUGGACUCCAGUGGUGAUGGAGGGAAAGAAUCCUCCAGUAUAAUAAACCAAACAGAGGGUGAGAGUGUGUGUGAAGAUCAGGGAGAAUUACGCAGGCUCUUGGAUUUGAUGUCAGAAAAUGAAGUAUUGCCUGAUGAUGGAAAUGACACUGUAACUAGUGAGAGCAAGAGCCAUGAAGGAAAUCAAAGUGACGCUAACAGGCUAGAUCCCUUCCCUGCAGAUCUUGCUCUGGGCAGUGUUGAAGAACUGUUGGAGAACCAACAGCCUGAAAUUCAGUCAAGACUUUCUCAUCCAGAAGAGGUGACAGCUCCUGAAGGCUCACUCAGCUCUUGCACGGUGGUGGAAGGGCUUCUCUUUCCAGUUGAAUACUACGUCAGGACAACUCGACGCAUGUCUAAUCGCCAGAGGAAAGUAGACCUGGAUGCCGUAAUCCUCAGCCAGCUGGGCAGGAGCAGGAGAGGCCAGCGGAGUAAGUGCAAGCAGAAAGAUGCAAGCUCAGAUCAGCCCUCCCAAGAAAGAGCUGAAAAUGAUUUGGAGUCGGGGAUCACGCCGUUGCCUUUUGGUGCAGAAAAUGAUCCAGCAAAUCCAAGCAGUCCUCAGAAGUCUCCCCCUGCGUCCAGCGGCAGCAGCACAUCACUGGGGUCGGUUUCUCACACCAGUGCCACUGGCACAAGGCGGGAUCAGAGACGAUCGCGGAGGAAACAACAGGGAAGGAGAAAGUCGACCCGCAAAGCCCCCGUGUGUCAGGUGUCACAGGAACUGAUGGAGAGUCUGGAUCUCCUGACAGCGGGGCAGAGCCCUCGUCUGCUCUCCAAUGAGUGUCAGACUGAGAAGGGAAACUGCGAGGCCAAUGUCGGAAAGUCAUCUCCAGAUGAGAGGGGGUUGUCUGCUGCUGCAGCUCGUGGGUCUGGAGAGACAGAAGCGGCCGGUGCGGUACGGCCAGCGGGGGCUGAUCCUCCUCCUGGAGGAAGCCGAGAGCUUGGCAGAUGCCCCGAGACUCUGGUGGAGCAGGUUCAGAGGCCACUUCAGAGCAGCGAUUCUCUGAACCCGGGGAAUGACUCUUUUGCUGGCCAUACAGGAGAUCUGGAAGCCAACCUGCUGGUGUGCCAGGCGGAUCAGAGUCCCGUGGAGCACGUUAGGAAUGAACACGCACGAGGAGCCUGCAGGGCCGAGCAGCUCCUCGCGAUGAACGUCCCUCGGCGCCGCUCCCUGCGCUGCUCUGCGGGACACAGAGCCAGUCAAGAUGUGAGCGAAAGAGAAGGCAGCUGUCCCGUGGGCUCAGAGGCUCCUGCUCUCGGCCUCCCUGCUGUGGACCCCGAUACUCGCAGCUCUCUCUUCUCCUUCCACAGUCUGCAGUGGCUGGCCUCCAGACUGGGUGUCAGAGAGUUUCACUUACCAGAGGAGGAAUUUGGGCUACUGAAACUUGAGAAAUUAGAAUCUUCCCCUGUGAAUGACUUGGAGGUUUUUGUUCCUAGUGUGUUUGGAGAUGCUGCGGCUUCAGAGGACACACAAGAUGCACAAAUGAAUCCGGAAGAAGAAAGUCUCAAAAAUAAUUUGAUUUCACCUUUCAGAAAUGGGUUGCCCAAGUUACCCCAGGUGGGAAGCCCAGCUUCCCAGAGGGAACUUUCCACCCACGAAUUGCUGUUUACUCCCGUGGGGACUGUCUUGCCCGGUGCUCCCACUCAGCCCGAGUCUCAGAUUUCCUCACCUCUUUUCCCUGUGGUGGGUGCAACCCCAGCUGUUUUACCAUCAGGACGCAGUGAGGUCUUGCCCCACACACCUCCUGUGCCUCCCUCACAAGCGAGCCCACGUUCCUCCAAAGGAGCAUCUGCCCAGGAUGGUGGGGAAUGCAGAGUCUCUGCCGCUCCCCCGCGCUCGGACAGCUGUGGCGCAGGGUCUGCUGGAAAAGAGGAGGAACGAGGUACCACGAUUCCUUUAGAAGCUGAAAGAGGUCCUGAUAAUAAAUCUGAUGAGGCUGUGGCCUUGGAGAACCAUCAGCAGUCAGAGAGCAAACAGCAGAGAUCCUGCAGAGCUUCUCCUGAGCAGAAAAAAGACGUAGCAGAACAGCUGACUCCGGUACUGCUCGAUGGGCUGAGAGAAGAGAGCUUGCAGCUCGUGUCAAAGCUGAAGGAUUGUGCAAGUUCCUGCGCUGUGGAUGUCAGUACCAUGUGGUGGGAAGCAGCUGGCAGCAGAGAGCUGUGUGUGGUGACAGCUUGUGAGAGUUCUGUCUCCCUGUGGAAACCUCUGACAUCCGACCGCUGGGGAAAGCUCUAUACCUGGCAGCUCGGAGAGAUUCCUGUAAUACAGAUUGUUCCUCUGCCAGACACCUGUAAUCUCGUGUGCAUAGCACUGGGAGAUUUGGAGAUUGGAGAAAUAAGGCUCUUGCUUUAUUCUGAGAGUGACUCAUUCAAGCAGUCACUGGUGAAAACUGGAAAUAUAAAAGCUGUUCUUGGGCUGAAGGAGAGGAGGCUGGUCAGCAGCAGCAGGACCAUGCAAGAGCAGCAAGUGGAGGUGGUGUCGCUUGCAGAGACAGGAAGGAGCAAGGACAGACAGACUUUGAUGCCCCCUGAAGAAACCGUUUUAGCUUUUGCUGAAGUAGAGGGAAUGAGAGACGCCCUGGUUGGCACCACUGCGGUGAACAGCAUCGUUGUCUGGAAUUUGAGGACAGGCCAGCUGCUGAGGAAGAUGCACGUUGGUUAUUCCUACCCAGCUUCCAUCUGCCACCGGGCGUAUUCCGACUCCGGCCUUCUGUUUGUUGUUUUAAGUCAUCCACAUGCCAAAGAGAGCGAGUCCUGUGGAAACCCCGCGUUCCGCGUGAUAGCCUUCAACCCCCGAACAGCCCGGAGCACCGGAGUGAUGGUCUCCUGCCCCCCGCCCGGGCACUCCGGAAGGUACCUGGAGGGUGACGUGAAGGAUGCUUCUGCUGCAGCCGUGCUGACAUCG